Molecule: messenger RNA, 3818 nt
Organism: Photinus pyralis (common eastern firefly)
Lineage: Eukaryota; Metazoa; Arthropoda; Insecta; Coleoptera; Lampyridae
Product: RNA polymerase II-associated protein 1
Exons: 13
Coding region: 81-3371 (1096 amino acids)
Biological process (GO): transcription by RNA polymerase II
Cellular component (GO): nucleus
Source: RefSeq, a predicted model, not a curated record
UCAACGGCGCUAAGUAAACAUAACCUUUAAAUUUCAACAACUUUUAUAUAAACAAAUUCGAUUAAACAUUUAUCGUUAAGAUGUAUAACAGACCAAAACAUACAGACACUGAGGACGAUAUCCUUAAAAUGCAAGAGGAAUUUUUCAAAAAUAAAGGAAAUAACUCCAUUCAACCUGCUGCGAAGGUUGUUAAUGUGCAAAAAGAUAAUGUACCAUCCAAAUCGGAAUCAAAUACACUUCUUAAUGACAGCUUGCAAAUAGCGAACACUUUCGAAGCAAUACCCACCAAUGCAAACAUAGGUAGCAUUGUUCAAAAAGUGAACGUAAACUCUGGUGUUGUUAUACAACCUUUUCUACACAAAAGAGGGUUCCCUGAAGCCAAACGCAGAGAGUUAAACACAAGACCGUGUAAAGGAAGCAUAUUUUCCCAGCACAUGAAGAAACAGAAAUUAGAUCCAGUUCCAUGCGAAAUUCCGCUUACCGUAAGAGAAAAUAAAGAACAUCCGGAUCACAGCUGUAUCUUGACAGGACAAGAUAAGGACGCAAUACACAAAGAAAAUGUCUCAAUUUUGCAGCAAAUGACUGUCGAUGAAAUAAAGGAAGAACGUGAGAAGCUCCUGUCGACUAUGGAUCCUGCAAUUGUUGCUUUUCUAAAGGCAAAGCGUCAGAAUGUAAACGAAAGCCGCACCAAAAGUAUUGCAGAACAGAAUGAAGCCGCUCAAAGUUUUGAAGUGGAAGAUGUGGAGGCCUCAAGGGAGGUUUUGGACGUGGAAAAUUCGGAUAGGUGGUUAAAUUUUGACAGCGUUGAGCUUGGUAAAUUGGCAUGGAUGACCGAGUUUAACGUUCCCAAGUGCAAUAAGGGGGAUGUAUACGAAGCUCGGUUUGACUUUGAAGGCUGGAUUUUGCCGUACAGUGCCCCCAUGACUGAGAGUAAUCGUAGCUUGUACCAUCAUGGGGAGGAGCCUGGGAGGCCGGGGUAUACCUUGCAGGAGUUGUUUCAGUUGUGCAGGUCAAGCAUUAUUCAACAGAAAAUAGUCGCGUUAAACACAAUCUCCAACAUACUCGCGCUGGUCCAAAGCGGCGUUUACGAUAAUAUAAUCGACAUACCCGUGGAGCAAAUUUUCUUCGUGCUGAGAUUUUGCCUGGAUGACAAUACGGUAUCUGUAUUGAACGCAGGAGUAAAGGCGUUCCGUAACUUAUUUUAUUAUCCUAUCGAUGAGGCGUGCUUGGAUAAUUUGCUGGGGUUCGGUUUGGGGCAAGUACAGCCGCUACUCGCUGUUGACCAUUCGGAAACCGACGACGAUAACACUGUCAACGAUCAGCAGCUGGCGGAGACGAAUUUGAUCAAAUGUUUGGCGCGCUCUGACAUUUUAAAACGGAUACGAUACAUCAUUACGACUGUAAAGCCCUCGGUGGAGACGAUCACUUAUUGCUUAGAAAUUCUAAUCAGAUUGGCUAGAGAUUCGGAUUAUAUUGCAAAACGAGUUUUUGAAUGUGAGGAUCUUAUUGCUUCAAUUGUAGAUUCUUCGUUCCAUGUGUUAAAGUUGGUGGUAAGCAGAAAAUAUGUCAAGGAUACCCAUUCUGCUUAUGGAUGUCCCGUGGUGCAAGCAGUAAAAUUGGUUAGGAUACUGAGCAGCAGAAAUAAAAUGUAUGCUGUUCAGUUUAUAAAUCGAUACAACCUAAUGGCGUCUUUAUCAUUUUACCUUUCGGACGCAACAUUUGCGUUAAAUUCAAACGGGCUGAAGUUACAAGUGGAAGCUUUGCACUUGUGGAGUGUCUUCGUACAUUACAAUUUGGCAAUGGAUUACUUCGAGCAAAUGCAACCCAUUCUAAUUAAGCUGUUAGAUUUCCAUGUGAAAAAAACAGAUUUGGCCUCAUCGAGCUAUUGCAUUCAAAGUCACGCCGCCGCUUUACUGAUAUUUUUAUCCGCAGCGUUUCGGAGUAACGCAUCGUGUGCUGGCCAAUUUUUGCCAUUGCUGCACGAGUACGCGCUCUCAAAGUGGGUGGCACAGUUUGGGUCACUUUCUGACGUUAAGUUUGAAGUGCAUAAGCCAGCUGCUAAUUUACGAUCGGUCGAAGCUGCAGCUUGGGACGCGCCAGAUCGUAUUAUUCCCGUAAUGCAGACUUCAAGUUGUAUACCAUUUGUAACGGUUCUGUCCAGACUAAUUAUACAGUGUGAGCAAAGUAUUAAGGUCGCCUUUUUGAAACAUGGCAACAUAUCAAAUUACCUUAAGCUGCUAAAUUCGACAUCAAAUUACUGCUUGGUUUCAAACUGGUUUACUCGGUUAGAAAGCGAGCUAAUCGCCAACUGUUUGAAAAUUGCCGUAUCCGUCCGAAACGAAGUUGACGUGUCGCUCUUCUACGAGGUCGCGAUAAAAUCGUUGAGUAUUUACAACAGCGAAUUUAAGGAAGAUAUCGGGUACAUAUUGAGGAACAUUGUCUUCAGCACCUCAUUCUACCCCUGCGAGCUACUCAUAAAUAAUUUACACAUCGAGCAUGGAAAUGACUUAUUGGUAGAAACUUUGAAUAAUCUAGACCAGAUAAUGAACGUUUAUUCGGCGGUCUUAAAUAUAAAAUCGGAGACACGCGACAAUUUGUUUGUUAAUUUAAGUACAGGCACAGUGAUGCCAAUCGAUUGGAUUUACAGCCCGAUUAUAUAUCUAUACAUGAACCAGCAAAAAAAUAAAGAAGUAAUAUCGGAGAAACAGCAAGUUAAUAUCGUUACAAACUGUUUGCGUUGGAUUUAUUUGUACGAAACUUACUUUCCGAAUUUGGCAAAGUUAAUUAACGCCACGGACCGAUAUUGCAGAUUGGCUUGUACAUUUUUAGGCAGUGACAAUUUAUUUUUGGAGUCGGAGAUACACAACUUGUUGGAAGCCUGCCUACAGCACAUCAUUAAAAAUCACGAGGAGAAUAUUAACUUUAACAGGCCGAUUGAAGGUUUAAAUAAUUUCCAAGACUUUUACACGCAACUCUUGGAGCAGUAUCAAGGUGUGAGUUAUGGGGACGUGCUAUUCGGUAACUUUGUUCUGUUACCUUUAAUUCAAAGGCACAGUGUGCGGUAUCGCAAAACUCUAUGGUCGGAGUACGCCGGCAUCGUUCAAAUAUUUAAUGUGACGGCGGAACAAGUGGUUUGUCCCGUGGAAUUGUUUUUAACACCUGAGGAAACCGACAUCUCGCUACUCAAAUGUUAUAGACGAGCUUUAGUUACAGGACAAAUUCGAAAACAUUCAAUUUUGUAUACUAUUGCAAAUCAUCAUGUAAAUAGGUUUUUAUCAAGGAAAAAUGAAAAUAAAAUGCAGGCUGGAAGAAUGAGGCUGUGGAUUCAUGGACAAUGCCAAGAUCGAGCUAGGUAUAUGCGUCAACAAUAACUCAGGUCCAUUUUGCUGGUGUGUAGUAAUUUGUAUGUAUGUGCAGUGUUACAGUUCACACCAGUCGCUUUUAAAAUUCUUACUGCUCUUGUGUACUCUAUCAAAAGUUGGAUUUGUAGUGGGUGAAAAAAUCACAUCGGUCACAUUUUAAGUCGUUGACAGGUCCAUAUGUCUGGAUGUGCUUUAAGACGUUUCGUGAUGAAAUCGCACUGGGUAUACUUUAAAUUCUUUGUGAUCUUGCAUGUUAAUAAUUGUGUUUUAUAAUUAAGUUUAUCGUUCAUUUUAUUGUCACACUGGACACAUUUUAAAUUCGUGGUAGUGUCGUGUGUUAAAAUGCUAUUGCUCAUGUUCAGUGUUCUACUUGUGGUGCAGGGGGGCAGCAAAAUCUUAUUGCCCUAUAGGCUGUGAAAUUUGCACCUGUGAUAUUUUGAAUUUUUUAAUGUUUUC